This is a messenger RNA of Symbiodinium natans, 1410 nucleotides long. Lineage: Eukaryota; Dinophyceae; Suessiales; Symbiodiniaceae. The record is from the annotation of a GenBank genome assembly.
AUGGCGCCGGGCGCCAGGAGGUGCACCGCCUGGCUGAGGAUCCUGGCCUUGUGGCUUGGGGUGGCAAACGGCGACGUGCAGCAGCAAUUCCUGAAAACUCAGACGGUUUCGCUUACGCAUCUCCAGGACGUCAGCUGGCCAGAUGGCUCGGACGUGCAGGACUCGCAAGCGUGGACCAAUAACAACCAGAAUGUGCGAACCAACUCCAUUGUCGAGAUUGAGUUUGCCGAAAACAUUCAAGCCAGCUUUGGCUACAUAACGAUACAACCUGCGAUAUCUGGGAUUGGAGCUUCAAGUGCUUCCGCGACGACCAUAUCAGUGCCAAGCACCGAUGUAGUCAUCAGCGGCCAGUCCCUCUUCCUCAACGAUCCCUCCAGUGCCGGCGGCCGGCAAAUCGUGUUCGCUGAGGAGACGGUGUACACCGUUUCCUUCGAUGCUGGCCUCAUCCAAAACUUGGCUGCGACGGAUACAAAUGCAGCCUUCUCCAUCCAGUUCACCACAGGUGACUUUACGUCUCCAACACUUCUGACUAUGUCCCCGGCAGAUAACUCACCCAACGUGGCGGUGACCACCACCAUUGUAUUCACUUUCUCCGAGGAUGUUCUAGCGAAUCCGGACGUAUCUGGCACGGCCCCGACCUGGGGCAUUCAGGACCCCUACCAGCGGCAGACGCCGUUCUCGGUGGCCCCGAAGUGCAGUGAUGCGCAGAUCACCGUGUCAGGUGCCUCUGCGACCAUCACGAUUGACACGGUGGCCUUCCCGAUCCUGCCCUGUAGCCAGUACCAGGUGGUCUUCGCGGCAAAGUGCUUCACGGACACCUCGGUGAACUUGAACUACGCGGCCGCUCUGCCCAGCUCCAGCUUCUACGACUGGUGGACCUCCUGUAUCACGUCCUACAGUCCUACUGUCGGCACCUAUGGCGUUCCCAUCAAUACCGAUAUCGUCCUGACCUUCUCCGAGCAGAUUCUGCGCGGGACGGGCAAUAUCGUCUUCACCCCCCUUGGCGAAGCCUCGCAGAACUACGAUGUGACCGAUGCCAGCCGAGUCUUGAUCGACAGCAGCCAGCUACAGGUCACCAUCGUUGGGAACGUGGCUUCAGACUACCUCUGCCUGUCUCUGGGCUUCUCGGGCGCAAGCUUGCCAGUGCUUGACUGCAAUGAUCAUUACAGGAUCUUCACGUCCAGCAGGCGUUCACUCGGCUGGGGUGUGGUACAUGCUGAACCUACUCAGCAGCCAGGGAGGCGUCACAGAAGCCGAGGUGCUGACAUGCAGAAGUGCAAGGGCAAGCCAGUGGACAUCACCAUUGGCGCAGGCCAUGCAAGAUCCUACUUUCGGGCAUUUCCAGAGGAGUUUGCCCAAGCGUGUUUGCCCGCGUGGACACAACUGCGGGCGUUGGCAGCCUCCCUGUGA